GCAGGCCUUCCACUGUGAGUAUGGUUGAAGCCCUCAUUACUUUAAUUUGUGGCUUUAUUUCUUACCUCUUCCAUACUUUGUGGCGAUCAUUCAUGUCAUAUGAGGAGCGUGACUGUUCACCUAAAGAGGUCAUGGAGGAGUUGAGUCCCAGACAGCAAGCUGCCAAACAGCUGAAGCUACAGUUCCUGAAGGCCCUGAAAGCCAACGACGCUGAGCAGGUCCUGCAGAUCCUGAAAAAGGAGAAACUAGACAUUCACACAGUGCUGGAGGUGGACGACCCCCGCAUGAUACUGGCCUCAUACAAACAAGGUUAUUGGCUUCCAGGCUAUAAACUAGAGAAGUCCUGGGCGAUGGGGAUUCAUGUGUGUGUGAUGUACAACGCUCUGGAAACUGCUCUGGCGCUUCUUGAGGAAGGUGCAGCUGUCAACCGCAUGCCCAACGGAAAGACGCCAUUGCAUGUGGCCUGCGAGAUCGCCAACAGCGACUUUGUUGCACUGCUUUUGGCUCGCAAGUCAAAGGUCAACAGCCUGUCUCUCAGCGGACACACACCACUGCACCACUGCACCAGCCGGGAGUCAAUGGACUGUGCCAAGCAGCUCAUUCUCAAAGGUGCAAACAUCAACAUGCAGAGCCACAGCAAUGAGAUGGAGACUCCUUUACACACAGCAGCCAAGUUUGGCGUCCCCGAGCUGGUGGCUCUCUACUUAAGCCACAGGGCAUCUGUGGACGCUCUUAACUCCCUGCAAGAGACUCCUCUGAUGACGGCUGCCUUCUGGGCUUUUGACACCAAAGAGCAGAUCUUCAGUGAAGACCACCAUUUGGUCUGUCGCCUCCUGCUGGAUCACCAGGCUGAUCCAAACCUCCAAGAAGAGGACAAUAAAACAGCUCUUCACAAGGCAGCAUGGAACUGCGAUCACAUCCUGAUGCAGAUGCUGCUGGAGGCUGGAGCAAACUCACGAGCCAUGGACAUCAAUGGAUGUGCCCCCAUCCAGUAUCUGCUCAAAGUGACUGAUGUCAGGCCUAUGGCCAUACCUGAGCUCUGCUACCAGCUGCUGCUCAACCACAACGCAGCUCGAAUCUACCCGCCCCAGUUCCACAAGGUGCUGCAGUCCUGCUACGACUCCCCCAGAGCUGUAGAAAUCAUGGUAAACUCUUAUGAGCACUUAAAGCCAACAACGAAGUGGAGAGCGGCCAUUCCUGAUGAUUGCUACAAGAGACAUCAAGGUUUCUACGAAUCUAUGUAUGCCGUUUGCACCAACACUCCUCGCAGCCUGCUCCAUCUCACGAGGUGUGUCAUCAGAGCCAGCCUGGCAGUGACGUGCCACAGUGGUGUAGCGCAGCUGCCUCUGCCGUCUCCCAUGAAGAAAUAUUUGUUACUGGAGCCUGAAGGCACACUGUACUGAUAAUGGUUAACAACAACAAAAUACAGCUUCUUUGUUGGAUGGAUACUCCUAUUUGUAGCCUGUCAGAACAUUCAAUACCUGCUGAGGACAAGAAAAAAAAUGCUGCUAGAUAAUGAACUCUUAAUUGCUUUCCUAUGCAUAUAAUUUCCAUCGCAUUUUGUGUUUGUUUGUUUUCAGGAGAUAAGAAAUACAUUUUAAUGUUUAACAUGCAAGAUGUCUUCGUAGGAGCGGAACCUUAAUCGUGAAGGACAUGAUUAUUUUAUUCAUAAUGCUUCCUGCAGAGUUCUUCUAGUCUAUUUUAAGUAAAGGGUAAUGUAUAAUGAACAGGUAGUUAUGCCAAUUAGAAUCCUGACUGGGCAAGCUACUUCACCUGGAAGCACCUCCAUUGGACGCUCCUCAGGCUGCUCUCACAUCUGUGCUGGGUAACUUCCCAAAUGUCAAGACAUGCCUGGGAUUUACACUUACGUUUUUGCCACAGUGUUAACAGGCAGAGGGGAAAUGUGCUGGAAUUCUUUAUGAGCGUUGAUUUGAUAUGACAGGUGGGAAUUACUAUUGAUACGGGGGUUCGACCAAUCAGAAUCAAGUAUUCACAGCUCCUGCAAGGUGUUUUUGGUUGGUUAUGAAACAUAAUAACAUUGAUAUUGAUGUUUCUUUAUGAGCUACAAGGAACAUUUUCACUGGCUGAAACCAAUGACAGGUGUCAGACUAAGUGAUCAAAGGCGCACUGCAGCCUGUUCCGCCACAAAGAUUCUCAAUAAGUUAUACAUUUGAUUGAUGAAAGUGAGCAAGGAGAUUUCUUUCUCAAGAAACACUAAAAACACAUGUACAAGAAAAAAAUCAGCAAAGACUGCUUUGUCCACAGGGGCCGCCAAAACCGUCUCAAACCAGAGGUUCCUCACAGGAGCUUUAACAUAGCCACAAGUACUAAUAAUAGAUAACUGUGAGCAAAUAUAA
Molecule: messenger RNA, 2357 nt
Organism: Notolabrus celidotus (New Zealand spotty)
Lineage: Eukaryota; Metazoa; Chordata; Actinopteri; Labriformes; Labridae
Gene: asb4
Product: ankyrin repeat and SOCS box containing 4
Exons: 6
Coding region: 21-1403 (460 amino acids)
Biological process (GO): intracellular signal transduction
Molecular function (GO): protein binding
Source: RefSeq, a predicted model, not a curated record